Molecule: messenger RNA, 1890 nt
Organism: Sitophilus oryzae (rice weevil)
Lineage: Eukaryota; Metazoa; Arthropoda; Insecta; Coleoptera; Curculionidae
Gene: CAH3
Product: carbonic anhydrase 2
Exons: 7
Coding region: 20-1405 (461 amino acids)
Cellular component (GO): cytoplasm
Molecular function (GO): carbonate dehydratase activity; zinc ion binding
Source: RefSeq, a predicted model, not a curated record
AGCAACAUAAUAUAUCGCGAUGAGUAAGAGAAGUCGUAGCGGUUCCCUUGAUGACACAGACAGCGAGGCAAAGAAGAUCAAAACUAACACGAAAUAUGUAGAAGAAAAUCUGAAACGUUCAUUUAAAGAGGAAAAAGAAAAAAGCAGCGGAAACGAAAGUAAAAUAGAUGAAAACAAUAUAAAGGAAACUUUCAAAAACGUUGAACUCCUAACACCACAAACUACUAUUAACGGAAACGGAAACCGAAACAAAUCUGUUGGAGAAGAAGCAUCAAAGUCUCAAAAGCGCAAAAAAUCUUUGAUCGAUGGUCGCGAGUUACUGAAAAAGGAAAACGAUAGUAAAGAAGAAAUCACCGAAAAAGAAAAUACAGAAGUUGAAAACAACAUUAGAGAAACAUUUAAGAAUAUCGAGAAACAGGAUACUGAAAAUGGGAAUGGAAGUCGAAGGGGAUCUCUUGGAGGAGAUAAGACUCAAAAGCGGAAAAAAUCGUUGACGGAUGGAAAGCUCAAAAGGAAACUCAGCGGCAGUGGACCAAGCAGAAAAAGAAUUUGUGUGACCAGAAACCAGUGCGUCUGCGGUCCGAACGGGGCAGAGCCGGCCAAAUCGCAACUUGUCGAGGACCAUGAAGCUCACAUGCUGGUUGCAGAAUGGAGAUUGCACAAAUUUCAGUCUCCCAUUGAGCUGAGCCAUGAAGAGAGCAUCACCCAUGACCAUUUCGAUCCGCUUGAGUUUCACGGCCAUUGGGAUAACGACGGAGUAGCUACCUUUACAAACACUGGAAAAACUGUUGUUCUACGAUUUUCUGAGAGAGCUACUCCAUACCUCGUGGGAGGACCUCUACAUAAGGAUACUUACUGUUUUGAACAAUUACAUUUUCACUGGAGUGAUGAUGAUUCAGGCGGUUGCGAACAUAUUUUCGAGGGAAGAGCUUACUCAAUGGAAGCUCACGCUGUGCAUUAUAAUCUGAAAUACGGAAGCUUUAAAGACGCAGUUGACAAGCCGGAUGGAUUGGCAGUUAUUGGAUUUUUCUUGGAAGCGACGGACAAUGAAGACAAUCCGUGUUUCAGUGAAAUGGUCAAAGGAGUACAAAACGUAAUUAAAAUCAACACCACCACAAAUAUAGCGCCAGAUUGCCUGAACUGGAUUAAAGAGGAGGCUCAGUGCAAAGGCUACUACACUUACCAAGGCUCUUUGACUACCGAACCGUAUCUGGAAAGCGUCACAUGGAUUUUAUACCCCACCCCAAUCCACGUAUCACGACAACAGGUUGCUUACUUCAGGGAACUAAAAUCAACCGCAUGCGAGAAAAUCAACAUCGUCAACAACGUCAGACCGAUCCAGAGCCCUCCAGCCGACAAGAAAAUCAACGUUAUCUUCGCCAGAUCGCACAAGCAAAGCGAGUAGAAACCUAACGCUCCAUCUCUUAGACUAAACUCAUGCCAUUAAACCUGGGUCAGGGAAUCAUCAUAUACUUACAUUUCCACAAAUCCUUUCAAAAUAAAAAAUCAUUCGAUGUAUGUAGCGCCGGUAACGCCACAAGUUAAGACAUCGAUGAUGAAAAGAUGAAACGUCGAAACGCCCUAUUGCGUAUUGCCAUACCUCAUCAAAAUUACAAGUGCCUAUGUAAAAUAUCACUGAAUUUGGUGUACCUGCCAUAGAAUUUUCUAUCUUGUAUAAAUCGAUAGUUUUUAUACGUACCUAUGUACAUUAUAUCCGUUUUAGUGUUCUUUUAAUAAAAAUUAAUACCAAAAUAUUCUUCAAACAUAGAUUGGUGAAUAUACAUGUGAUGUUUUUUUACAAAUUCAUAUCGUGUUUAUUAGUCUAAAAAUGUAUUGUUUUCUGUUAUAUAAAAUGUGAUUUUGUAGAAUGUUUUGGUGCUAGCAACUUUA